This is a messenger RNA of Penicillium paradoxum, 2394 nucleotides long. It is a transcript of the gene culA, whose product is annotated as cullin culA. The transcript is spliced from 6 exons. The record is from RefSeq and is a predicted model, not a curated record. Gene Ontology annotation, cellular component: SCF ubiquitin ligase complex. Gene Ontology annotation, biological process: protein ubiquitination; SCF-dependent proteasomal ubiquitin-dependent protein catabolic process. The annotation marks the transcript as partial. Gene Ontology annotation, molecular function: ubiquitin protein ligase binding. Lineage: Eukaryota; Fungi; Ascomycota; Eurotiomycetes; Eurotiales; Aspergillaceae.
GUAAAGCAGGAUCUUCAGCCUCGACCGCCGACUCUCUUCCACAUCCCACCCCGGACCCCUGCAACCACGAUGUCUCUCACAAUGCCACCGGUGCCUCACAAGGAUGACCUUGAUUCAACUUGGGCAUUCCUAGAGGCGGGGAUUGAGAGCGUCAUGCUUAACCUCGACUCAGGUAUUGAUAUGAAGACUUACAUGGGUCUCUAUACGGCCGUUCAUAACUUCUGCACUUCCCAAAAAGCCGUCGCUACCGGACAUGGUCUACAAGGACAACGUGGGGGUUGGUUACUCUCCCUUAAUGCCGCAUCCUCGGCUUCCCGGAUGGAGCUGACCUGGACUAAAGCCCACUUGCUGGGUGAGGAACUGUACAAACUACUCGGCGAAUACCUAUCACGUCAUCUGAGUGAAGUGUACAAACAAUCACAAAGCCACACCGAGGAAGGCUUGCUUGGAUUCUACAUCCGUCAGUGGUACCGUUACACAACUGCUGCCAAAUAUGUGAACCACCUUUUCCGAUACCUCAACCGUCACUGGGUAAAGCGUGAGAUUGAUGAGGGUAAGAAAAAUGUCUACGACGUUUAUACCCUACACCUGGUUAAAUGGAAGGGGGACUUCUUUGAGAAAGUUCACGAGAAGGUCAUGGACGCCGUUCUGAAUCUCAUCGAGAAACAACGGAACGGGGAAACCAUCGAACAGUCGCAGAUCAAGUCCAUUGUCGACUCCUUCGUGUCACUGGGCUUGGACGAAAAUGAUAGCUCCAAGUCAACACUGGAUGUCUAUCGGCAGUACUUCCAGCAGCCGUUCAUCCGUGCCACCAAAACCUAUUAUGAAAAUGAGUCACGGCAGUUCGUAGCCGAAAACAGCGUGGUGGAGUAUAUGAAGAAGGCUGAAGCUCGCCUGGAAGAAGAGAAAGGUCGGGUGGGCUUGUAUUUGCACCCAGAUGUCACCAAGACCUUGACCGACACAUGUCUGUCUGUUCUCGUCACCGCUCACUCCACUUUGCUUCGCGACGAAUUCCAAGUCUUGCUGGACAAUGAACGCCAGGAGGAUCUUGCUCGUAUGUAUCGACUCCUCUCCCGUAUUAAGGAUGGCUUAGACCCAUUGCGCACAACCUUUGAGAACCACGUGAGGCGGGCCGGUUUGGCUGCGGUUGAGAAGUUGUACGUUGAUGCACUACUGCAAGUUCAUACACGAUACCAGAACUUGGUCAAUGAGGCCUUCAACGGCGAGUCCGAGUUCGUGCGUUCUCUUGACAAUGCCUGCCGGGAAUUUGUCAAUCGGAACCGUAUCUGCAAGACCAGUUCCUCCAAGUCACCCGAGAUGCUGGCGAAAUAUACGGACUCGCUUUUGAAGAAGGGAUCCAAGUCCGCUGAAGAGUCGGAACUUGAGGAGAUGCUGGUGCAGAUCAUGACUGUGUUCAAGUACAUCGAGGAUAAGGAUGUCUUCCAAAAGUUCUACUCCAAGAAUCUGGCCAAACGCCUGGUACAUGUCAGCUCUGUUUCUGAUGAUGCGGAAACAAGCAUGAUCAGCAAGCUAAAGGAGGCAUGUGGUUUCGAAUACACCAACAAGCUACAGCGCAUGUUCCAAGACAUGCAGAUCUCCAAGGAUCUGAAUAACAACUAUAAGGAUUGGCAGGACAAAGUUCUAGAUGAUGAAGACCGAAAGAGAAUGCCCGAUGCCCACUUCCAGAUCCUCGGAACUGGCUUCUGGCCCCUCAAUGCCCCGACCACUGCCUUCUGUGCGCCGCCGGAAGUUGUCAAGACCGCCGAGCGGUUCCAGAAAUUCUACUUUGACAAGCACAGCGGCCGCAAGUUGACAUGGCUGUGGCAGCUCUGCAAGGGCGAGAUCAAAGCCAAUUAUAUCAAGAACGCCAAAGUACCUUACACUUUCCAAGUAUCGACUUACCAGAUGGGAAUUCUUCUGCUUUUCAACGAAGCAGACACUCUAUCCUACUCCGACAUCGAAAAGGCCACCACCCUAGCGACCGAGAUUCUCGACCCUAAUCUUAGCAUCCUGCUCAAGGCCAAGGUCCUCACUGCCAUCCCCGAGGGUGCUAAGCCUGACCCCUCCACCUCGUUCACUCUGAACUACAACUUCAAAAAUAAGAAGGUGAAGGUCAACCUCAACAUUCAGAUCAAGUCUGAGCAAAAGGUCGAAGCAGACGAUACACACAAGACGAUAGAAGAGGAUCGGAAGCUUUUGCUCCAGUCCGCCAUUGUCCGCAUCAUGAAGUCGCGCAAAAAGAUGAAGCACGUCCAGCUUGUCCAGGAAGUCAUCCAGCAGGUCAAGUCCCGCUUCCCGCCCAAGAUCCCCGAUAUCAAGAAGAACAUCGAAGCUCUCAUGGAGAAAGAUUAUAUUGAGCGUAUGGACGGUGAUGAAAUCUCCUACAUCGCCUAA